Molecule: messenger RNA, 1425 nt
Organism: Medioppia subpectinata
Lineage: Eukaryota; Metazoa; Arthropoda; Arachnida; Sarcoptiformes; Oppiidae
Source: the annotation of a GenBank genome assembly
UCUAGGAUAAUCCAGUCAUUGGACGAGAGUGUGUCUCCUUGUGAUGACUUUUAUCAAUUCACUUGCGGUCAAUGGAUGGCAUCGACGCCAAUACCGGACGACAAAUCGUCGCUCAACUCAUUCAAUGAAUUGCAAGAAGUUAUUAAUUACAGAAUCAAAGAUCUUUUAGAUGACAGUGAAAUCAAGGAGAGGGGUAAUAAUGAUCUCGAUUUUAUACAAAAGGCUAAGGAUUACUAUCAAAGUUGUAUGAAUACAACUUUAAUUGAAGAAAGAGGCUCUGAGCCACUGUUAGAUCUAUUGGAUCAGAUGAUUGGCCAAAAUGAGUGGCCACUGCCACUCGGGUCAGCGGACAACACAUCGGUGGCCAUUGGUUGGCAGGAGUUGUACUUAAAAUUACGAGACUUUGGUCUCAUAAACACAAUGCUAUUCUCGCUGUCCGUCUCAACAGAUGUUAGAAAUAACACGAGAAAAGUGCUUUCGUUAGAUCAGCCAUCGUUUGGACUGAACAGGGAUUUGUUGGUCAACGAAGAAACCGGGUCUUCAUAUGUGGCGUACAGGGAUUUAAUGAUCAAAUCCGGACUCAAACUCAUGAAAAACAAUACAAAUGUGUCUCAAAUGGAGACCACAAUAGACUCAAUACUCGCGUUUGAGAGACAAUUAGCUAAUAUUGAUUGGUUAAAAAUAAUCGCACAUUUUGUCGGCGAUAACAUCACAGACACGGAUGAGAUAAUCCUAAACGACACCAGUUUUAUACACCGAUUGAAUCAAUUAGUUAACGACACCGACAACGGGCUUUUAGUGAAUUACAUGGUUUGGAGAGUCAUUCUCUCGAAACACAUGUCUUUGAGCGAAGAGUGGACACAAAUGAGACGCCAGUUUGAGCAGGUAAUCCACGGCACCGCUAGUCCCAGACCUCGUUGGUAUCAAUGCGUUAAAGCGGUGGACAACGCCAUGACAUUACUCGUAUCGCAUCUCUAUGUCAGGCAUUAUUUUAGGCCUCAGAUUAAACAAAAGGCAUCGGAACUGAUAGAAAGUGUGAGAUUAGAGUUUAAACACACGCUAACGGAAAUGGAUUGGUUGGACAAUCAGACACUGGAGCGGGCGUUGGAUAAACUGGCCAGGAUGCGAAUUGUUGUCGGUUACCCUGAUGAUAUUUUAAAUAGCACUGCUGUUGAUAGCAUUUAUAGUGGCUUAUCUCUAAACGCUUCGGACUUUUUCGGCAAUAUAUUGACAAUAACUCAAUGGAAACAGAAUUUGUCGUUUCAAUCGCUUAAUAAACUCAACGAUAUUAAUGAUUGGGCAAAGGUUGGCUCACUAACAAUGGCCAAUGCGUUCUACAAUACCGUUAAGAAUAUGGUUGUCAUUCCCGCCGGUAUUCUUCAGGGAGUCUUCUAUGAUAAGGACAGACCUAAUUAUAUUAUAUGA